AUGGCAUGGGCUAGCCGCCCAAUGCCAUGUCUUGAUGACGAAGUUGCGGGACGUAGAGCUGCCAUAAGACCUUCAACAGAUGAGAGCUCUACAUCACAUUUUGAGGACGGAAAAAAAACUGCAGUUUUUUUGAAAGGCAUUCCCGAAAACGUUCAUGAGGAAUUCAUUGAAAUGUACUUUGAGCACAACAAGAACUUUACAGGUGUAAAGGUUCACUCUGUUUGUAUAGACAGGGAAGAGAGAACAGCUAUAGUAAAGUUUAAGGACAAGCAAGCUGCCAAUGUCGUUUUGGAAAAAGAAUGUAUCAUCAUGAAGCGCGCAAGGGUUCAUAUAGAAUCGUAUCACCCCGAGCAACAAACACAAGAUGUAAAACAAACCGUACACAAUACGGAACUGCCAAGAGUUAUUUUGAAAGAUUUGCCCGAUGAUGUAGACCAAGAAGAUAUAGAAAUGGUGUUAUGUAGCACGAAACGUGUUGGAAAUAUAGAAGUGGUUGACAUUGACUAUAAUGAGGAGGAUUCCUUGGCUGUUGUGACUCUUGGAAAUCAGAAGUGUGCUUCUUUUGUUGUCAAUCGGAGUCCAAUAAAAAUGAACGGAAGCAAAUUACUACUUAGAAAGCUGCCGAUAGAUGAAAUAAUUGGUUCAGACGAAAUUAUAGCUGAUAAUGGAAUCGAUAAAGCACAAACACAACUUCUUGUAGAAGAUAUUCCGGAAGAUGUUGACAAGGAAAUUAUUCAGAUGUUCUUCGAAUCAAGAAGAUUUAAGUCCUGCGAGGUGAUUGAUGUUGAUUUCGAUGAGAAAGAUAGAAACGCUGUCGUCCGAUUUGCAAAACCAGAAGUUGCAGAUAGGGUUGUUUUGCGACAAAAUCAUUACCUAAGAAAGAGACAUUUACAUGUCUCACUAAUCAGGCCACCACGAUCUACAAAAUGUCAAAAGCUUCCACGUUACACUCAAAAGAAACCUUCUAGGACGAUACGUGUCCGUGGGAUGAGGAAGAUUAGGACCAGGGAAUCUGUGAACUGGUACUUUAAAAGCAAGAAGAGGGCAGGAGGUGGAGAUAUCGAAUCGAGAUACACCGAUGAGGAGGACGAUGAUACAGUAUACAUUACAUUUAAUGAGGAGAACGCUGCUAAAGCUGUAGCAGACCGUGAGCACCACACUGUGGAUGGAGUUGACCUUAUGGUAUCCCUAUACUCUCCGUCCGUUCAAACAACGCCUAGUUACACGAACAAGGUCCUAAUCAAAGGGCUAAACACAAAAAUAACAGAGAGCCUACUUGGACUAUAUUUAGAAGCUAAAGCUAACUAUACUCUUAUAGAUGGGAGUCUUACCUACCACGCUGUCCGUGAUGAUGUUGCUUUAGUAACUACAGAACAAGAUAUAGAUUUUGAAUCACUGGAACGGGUAUGCAGAGAUAAACCGCUAGAAGGCUCAUACUUGGAUGUCUCCUCUGUUCCAAUAUCAAACUGUAUCGUCGUGUUCAACAUUCCUGACAAUGUAACCAAAGACAUGGUUGAGCUCUACUUUGAAAAUAACAAGAGGAGCAAUGGUGGACCAGUUAGCAAAGUUGGGAUGUUCAAAUCCCUAGGAUUCUGUUUGGUUUAUUUCGAUGAUUUUAAAACUGUGGGAUCUGUUUUAAGUAAACAGCAAACAUUGAGUAGCAUUGUAGUCGAAGUGAAAAGAUACCUUCCAUGUAUUGCAAGAGCAGAAGAGGACUCUGUUAAUGGAAAACUUCGAUUUUGUGAUCCCACUGCAAUAAUUGUGAGUUCAUCAAAAAUCAGAUUUAUCAAAAGUUCUCAGUUGGCUACAGUAUCACUUGAUGCGCAGAUGAGCAUGUGCUAUGCAGCAUUGACCUGGUCAGAAGAAAGUUGUUCAGUCGAAAUAGCAUGUACAUUGACGACUGAAGUGGAAAAUUGUAUUUCAUUAACAUGUAAUUGGAAGGAGCGUGCAGAACAAACUUUCAAUGAUUUUAUAGACAAAAUAUCGGGCCAGGACAUGCCCGUUAAGCAAGAGAUUUGGGAGAAGGUCACACUUAAGCUCUCUAAAGUUUCCCUAGAGAAGCCUGAUGUGGUUGCCGUCUAUUUGGCGAAAGAAGACAGUAAAAUAAUCGUUGUUGGCAUGAAGCAUGCUGCUGAUCCGCUUUUUGAUAGUAUUUGUGGCCUCAUUGAAUUGGCUUCAAACGAGUUUGCGAACCAGUGGACAAGAGAAAUUGUUACGGUAUUAAAACAGAUUGAAACAGAGAUGCUUAUUGCGGACAGAUUUCCAACAAACAUGGAAACAAUUAAUCCUGACGUUAAAGUCAAAAUAAAUCAAGUAAAGAACGAAAUUAUUUUCGAAGGUACAAAUAAAAAUGUGAAUUCAGUGCUUUUGAAAAUGUACGAACUGAAAGAAAAGUUUCGGUCGCAAGAAUUUCAAUUCCAGAAAGAAGUUCUUUGCCUGUACGACCCAAGCAACAAAACUGUGAAGGAAUACAUCGUGAAAAAAAUGAAAAACAAUCACGUUGUUGCAGUUUGGGAAAUCCGUCGAAGCAAACUUAUUGUGAUGUCUACAAAUAAGCAAACACUAGCCACAGCUGCAAAACUUGUUCGAGAAUCUGUGUUGAGUAAAACAAUUAUAUUAUCCGAAGAAAAUAGUUAUGUAUUACAUAGCGGCACUUGGAAAGAAAAACAAAAAGAGUUGAAUGCAAAAUAUAGAGACAAAUUGGUCCUGUACACGAACGGUCUAAGCAAACUUGUUAUUGGGACCACAGAUGAUAUUGCGAAUGAAGUCGAACAUUCUAUUCAGUCAUUCAUAAGGGCUCAUUCCAUCUUAAUAGACACCAUCAAAGUCCCCAAAAAUGUGUAUAGGUUAAUGAAAUGCAACCAUGAGAGUGAUGUUCAAAGAAAUGCAAGUUCUUUGCAUUCAGAGCAAGUUCGUAUAUGUUUAAAAGAUGAUGCAUAUGCGUUUGAAAUAUCUGGUACAAAAGAUGGAAUGGAGCAGGCAAAGGCUCAAGUGGAAGUACUGUUGAAAAAGGUAAACAAGAAGAAGCACGAAGUCAGAAAACAAGGUCUUGAAGAAUAUAUGCAAACUGAAAAGGGAAGAGAAAUAAAGCGAUCUAUUGAAUCGGCGUUUCCAUGUGUUUUAUCCAUGAAUGACGACAGUGAUGAAGAUGAUGACAUGGGAAGUGACAAAAUUUGUGUGAUUGCAAGCUGCACAGGUUAUGAAAAUCGACAGAUUUUUGCUGCCGUUUGUGAUAUAUCAGAAAUAAACGUAGAUAUUAUUGUUUACCCAUCUGACGACAAAAUGAGUAUAUCUGAAGGACUAGGAAAAGUGUUAAAAGUGAAAGGAGGACUAGCGCCUGAACGCCCUUGCAAAGGUUUCACCAAAAACAACGGCCCACUGAGUGAGGGAGAGGUUUUUGUAUCCCCGGCAGGAAACCUUAAAGCAAAGCACAUUAUUCAUGUGGUGGUUCCGGCUUGGAAGGACGGUACUCAACAAGAGGAUGAAAAGCUGGCAGAGGUGGUGUUCAUGGCAAUGAAACAGGCGUCUAUGAAAAACCUGAAAUCACUUGCCAUGCCUGCUUUAAGUUGUGGUGUUUAUGGAUUUCCUGUUAAGAAAGCGACAUACAUAAUUGUAAAAGCCGUUAAGAACUUUUUCCGGGAGAAGCAAAAUAGCUCUUUGACAGAGAUCUACCUGUGCGAUAGGAAGGAUGGAACAGUUUAUGCUUUUAUUGAAGCUUUACAAAAGGAAUGGGUAGAACAAAACGUGAACAAACACGCAAACAACCAAACACCACGUCAGAAAUCUGACGCCGAAGAAGCCGAACAUUUAUACGAGAGACUUCCGGGAGCAGAGUGCCCUGACCCAUAUUUGUUUUGGAACGUGAGAAUUACAAUCAAAUCAGGCGACAUUACUUCUGAGGAUGCUGAGUGCAUUGUUAACAGCUCAAAUGAGGACUUGGAUUUCAAAAGAGGAAAUGUUUCACAGGCGUUGAUGAAGAAGUGCGGAAAGCCGCUCUUGAAGGAAGCAACGUCAAAGAAGGGUGACAUGAAGAAGGAUGAAGUGGUUAUAACGAAAGCUCCGCGUUUGAAGUGCCGUCAAAUUAUGCAUGUUGUGGCCAAAGAGUCACCACAGGAGUGGAAGCAGAUUAUCGUCAAGUGCUUAAAACGUGCCAAGAAAAAGGGCUUCCGUAGCCUUGCAUUCCCUGCAUUAGGAACUGGUAAUGUUACCGUCGCUGCGGCAACUGCACAGAUAAUGGUACAGUCGACAAAAGAAUUUGCAGCGGAUGGGUGCGGCAGCUUAACAGACAUCAGAUUUGUGAUUUUUCAGAAAGAGAUGAUUGAAAGUUUUCACUGUGCAAUUCGCAAGGCAAAGGGCUUACAGGGAGUUCCCGGAGGAUUGCCUCCGCCUCAAAAGCCGUUCACUCGUAGGUUUGGUAAGUUUAAAGCGAAUGAGGACGCUGUACGUUUCACACUGUGGGCCCUUGAACAAAACACUAUAAGUUCAGCAAUUAAAGAGUUAGACAGUUGCAUUGAACAUGAAGUGUCUACGAAAGUUUUUAGGGACAGUGUUAUUUCCCGGAUGAAUGAUAAACAGCUAAAGGAAAUCAAACAGAAGGCAGACGAAAACAAUGUCGAAUACAAACUAAUUGGUGGAUAUAUCCAGAUUGUUGGUUUUAUGCCGAAUAUGGUUCAAGUUACAGAUGAUAUAUAUACAUGUAUGCGUGAUGCUUCAAAAAUAGAAAAUGCCGCUAUGAUACUAAAAGACAUCGUGCAGUGGUAUUGGAUAGAACAGAUCGAAAUGGAGAAUGAACUGAAACCCUAUGAAAGUAUGCUAAACUAUCAAAUAGAGCAGGCUUUCAAGGCGCAAAAAGACAAUUUUACUUACACUGACAAUGGAGAAAUGAUGAUCGUUGAUUUUAAGAAUUGCUCCAAGUAUUCCCAGUUCAAGCAUGAAGAAAAAGAUACUAUUCUUCGAAAAGAUCUCAUCAGAGUAUUCAGCGGUAAGGUUCCAGCCAACUGGAAAGCCAUGAAGGGUUUUUUUCUGGUGUAUAAGUUGGCCCCCGCUGACAAGGAGUACACUGAUUUAUCCGGGACAUUCAACGCGUCCAGUGGUGGAGGCUACAUUAUUCACUCGAUCGAGAAAGUUCAAAACAAAUCACUAUGGCUACAGUAUGAAGCGAAAAAGAAACAACUCGAGGGACAGAAUCCUGCAGGAACGAAAAACGAGCAAUUCUUGUGGCACGGUACAUCUGAAGUCACCGUGGACAAUGUCAACGUAUUUGGCUUUAACAGGAGCUACUGUGGAAAAAACGCUACGGCCUUUGGGGAUGGCGUUUAUUUUACUGUAAAUGCAAACUAUUCCUGUCUUGAUACGUAUUCAAGACACGGUGCCCAGGGACUAAAGAAAAUGUAUUACUGCGCUGUUUUGACUGGUGAAUUCAGUUUGGGAAAAGCUGGAAUGCGCGUCCAGCCACCGAAACCUAACGCAGGAAAGAAUGCCUUGUACGAUUCCGUCGUUAAUAACGUUGCUGGUCCAGCUAUGUAUAUAAUAUUUAACGACACACAGGCCUACCCUCUUUACAUAAUAACGUUUAAGAAACAGUAG
Molecule: messenger RNA, 5586 nt
Organism: Mya arenaria
Lineage: Eukaryota; Metazoa; Mollusca; Bivalvia; Myida; Myidae
Product: protein mono-ADP-ribosyltransferase PARP14-like
Exons: 21
Coding region: 1-5586 (1861 amino acids)
Biological process (GO): negative regulation of gene expression
Cellular component (GO): nucleus; cytoplasm
Molecular function (GO): RNA binding; transcription corepressor activity; NAD+ poly-ADP-ribosyltransferase activity
Source: RefSeq, a predicted model, not a curated record